AUAAUUAUGACGAAUAUUGGACAUUAUCUUGGAGUAUCAUUAAAAAAUGAAAUUAUAUUAUUAACAAUAUGUGGUAUGCUGUGUGCAAUGUUUGAUGAAUCAUUGAUGGAUUUAAAUUCAAAUUUACGUGAAAUAUGGAGUGUGGAAUUCUCACCAACACAUUUUACACCGCUUGCACAACGAACAUUAAAGUUUAUAAUAACUGGUAUUGUUGUAAUUCGAUCGUUUACGGUACACUUGUAUUUAGCGUUUUAUGUUGUGAUGAUAUGGCCUGCUGUUUUUGAAGAAAAAGCUGGUUUACUUUUGCCGUGGCUAGUAGUGGGUGGUAUAAAAAAUUUGUUGCUGGGAACUUUAUCCUUAGGUAUUGGAUUAUUUGUAUGCAUUAUUUCGGGAGGCUAUACACUUGCAUGUGGAAAGUUUUUAAUCAAACAAAUUACACGAUUAGGACCAUCCUGUUAUAUGUGGUUCACCGUACUUAGAUUUUAUAGAAUAUUAAAAGCAACAAGAAAAUUUGAGGAAAUAACAAAAUAUCAAGAUUCAAAAUACAAUUUUGAGAAAGCCUUACGACGACGUAAAGUACGAUCAAUGCGUAGUGUAUAUUCAUUACGUAAAAAUUUAUUAAAAGAAUAUUUACGAUCUGCUUCAAACUACGAAUAUCAAUUACCUGACGUAGAAAGCAGUACAUGUAUAUUCCCUAUAAUCGAAUCAAAAAAUUGCAAUAAUGCAAUCAGAUGUACACCGUUAAAAGUAUCACGAUCGUUGGAUGCAUUAUUAAGUAUGAUUGUAAGUUGUGCGCAAGGUGAUGAUGAACAAGAUUCCGAUGAAAUUGGUAUUGAUGAUUCUUUAACACCUGUUGAAAAAACAAAACGUUUAUUACGUUUGACGGAUAGUGAUAUUAACGCUGCAAAACAUAAUAAAGAAAUUCGUGAGGAUAUAUUUUGUGGAUUAAAUAAUAAUGCAGAUUUGUGUGCCCAAAUUGUUGCUGCUGCAACAUAUUGUCAUAAGUCAUCACAAUAUUGUUAUAAUUAUGUGUCAUUUGAAAAACCACAUGCUCGUAGAAAUUCUGAAAGGGAAUUACGUAGUAUUAAUAUGGACAUUCGUGAUUCAGAAAAUUUUAUGCCCGAGAAGGUUUUAUCAAGUACGAAUAAUUUAAGAAACGCAAAAAUUUAUCAACUAAUGCCUUAUAAUAAUAAAAAUAAUAAUGUUUAUGAAAAUUUAAUGAAACGUACAAAAUCAAUACAAAUUAAAAAAAAUAUGACUAUCACACAAACAUUAGAUAUUCUUCCGAAAAAUGCAGAUGCAGAGAUCAUUCCUAAUAACAUAUACAAUACAUCAAAAAGAUUUAAUAACAAACCGAGAAAAGGCAAACAAUAUAUGGAUAGCGAAUGUCAAGUGUCAACAUUAAGUGGUGAAUUUUUAGAAAAUAAAAAAAUGUGUGAAUUAUUAAAAUGUCUGACCUUACGAUCAAAUAAUCUUUUUAAUAAAGAACGAUUAAAUUCGAACAAUAAUGAAAUAAAAAGUUCAAUAAUUUCUAAAUCAAUGUUACAACAAUAUAAUGAUAAUAAUAAUAACACCAUGAAUAAUAAAAGUAAUUGUUAA
Chrysoperla carnea is the source of this 1599-nucleotide messenger RNA. RefSeq lists its product as uncharacterized. Lineage: Eukaryota; Metazoa; Arthropoda; Insecta; Neuroptera; Chrysopidae. The transcript is spliced from 7 exons. Bases 7 to 1599 code for a protein of 530 amino acids. The record is from RefSeq and is a predicted model, not a curated record.